AUGGGGGUCGUGGUGGAGUGCAUAAUAAGUGUAUGUGCUGUUGGAAUUUCUAGUGUCGUGGCGGUGUGGAUAAUAAGUGUAUGUGGUGUUGGAAAUUGUGGAGGUAGUGGCGGUUUGGGUAAUGAGUGUGUUGGAAAUUGUGGAGGUAGUGGCGGUGUGGGCAAUGAGUGUGUUGGAAAUUGUGGAGGUAGUGGCGGUGUGGGCAAUGAGUGUGUUGGAAAUUGUGGAGGUUGUGGCAGUGUGGGCAAUGAGUGUGUUGGAAAUUGUGGAGGUUGUGGCAGUGUGGGCAAUGAGUGUGUUGGAAAUUGUGGAGGUAGUGGCGGUGUGGGCAAUGAGUGUGUUGGAAAUUGUGGAGGUAGUGGGCGGUGUGGGUAA
Argiope bruennichi is the source of this 375-nucleotide messenger RNA. Its product is annotated as keratin-associated protein 5-10-like. The record is from RefSeq and is a predicted model, not a curated record. The transcript has a single exon. Bases 1 to 375 code for a protein of 124 amino acids. Lineage: Eukaryota; Metazoa; Arthropoda; Arachnida; Araneae; Araneidae.